AUGGAGGGCCUCCUGGCAAGUGGUGGCCCAAGGGCAAACCCGUCACCAACUGACUCCGACGGUCCAACGGUGGAAGUGUCCACCGACGCCGUCUCUACAACGGCCAGGGCUCAGGCUGCACCAUAUGCUGAGGAAGUGCCUGGCGAAAAUGGCAAAGCUGAAACCCAACAAGGCGCGUCGGAAGAUCUCCAGCUCACACUCAUAUCCUCCGAGGUGGCGCAUCCAUUCAAGCCAAGCCAGUCGUUGCCCGACAUGCAAGGCUCUGACACGCAAAGCACCAUCACAUGUGUCCCGGACGCGGAGUUUUCGCCGUCGGUGCAAUGGAUCAUGGACAAGGCAGAUGAGAAACAGGCGUUCCAGGGCGGGUUCGCGGUCGAUGUUCUAUCCAACCCCGCGACCCCGGGGAAGUGGAUGAACUUCUUGUCCGUCAGGAUGAAGCCCCCGGUGCAUGCGCCACUCCCACCGCAGGACGAGGCGAUGCGACUGCUGGAGGUCUUCUUCUCUGCCCACAACCGAUUCUUCCCUCUCUACGACUAUCCAUCCUUUAUGCUUCUGGCACAGCAGGAGUUUGCCGGUCAGCCAGACAAGCGAGUGGGCUGGUGGGCCAGCCUAAAUGCGGCGCUCGCGGUGGGAAUCCGCCUGCAGAACCCGGCAGACACGAGCCGAGAAUCAAGCGCACAGGCCUGGGGCUACAUGCACAAUGCACUCAGUGUGUUGCCGGAGCUGACGAUGAGGAGCGACGAUCUCCUGAGCGCGCAGGCCCUGUUGUGCAUGGCAGUCUUUACCCGAGGCAACGGCGAGCCUCCGUCCAGUGCCAUGUUGGUCUCGUCUGCCUUACGACUGCUGCAAAUCAUGGGUCUUCGACAGGGGAAACCCAGCACGGAACGCGACCCAGUCAUCGCGCGGCAAAGCAACCGGACCUUCUGGUUUGCCUACAUGUUGGACACUGAGAACACCAUGGUUUCGAACCUGCCCUUGCUCCAAGAUCCCAGCACCCUGAAUAUUGAACUCCCCGCGGAAGAAUCGCCCGACGGACUGGGCACGAUCCCGCUGGAAGAUGGCACCGGGCAGUUCAACCUAUUUCGAGCCAUGUCUGAGCUUUCAGUCAUCGCAGCGAAGGCGUUCCAGGCCCUGUACGCGCCCAACGUGCGCCAGCGGCCCGAGACCGAGAUAGUGAAGACGAUGCUGGAUUUGGAACAGCAGCUGGAGGAAUGGAAAGCCGCCAUUGACAUCGACUUCCAACCCGAGUACGAGAUCAACACGGCGGAUCCGUACCUUCGUCACUACAUCCUCGUCCUGCACUUCCAGUACUAUACGUGCUUGAGCAAUAUCCAUUUCGCCGCUCUGACUCUGAGGCGGUCGACCGGCGACACUUCCUGCCAGAAUCAGAUCAUUUCAUCUCGCGCCAUAUACUCGUCGUGCGCGCGAGCCAUGGUUCGCAUGACUCGAAACGUUGCGGUGGACAUUCCGGCAUUUGUCUGGCGUAUACUGUGCUACCCCAUUCUGGCGUCGAUGGCCUUGUUCGUCGGCAUUCGAGAAGACCCCACGGCACCUCGGGCUCUGACUGAUGCCGCGCUCCUGGGCUCAUGGACGAGUCUCUUGUCCAAGAUGAAAGAUCAUGACAGUGGCAGUGUCGGCCAGAUUCGGCGACUCCUGUUGGAGCUGGAGCGAUUGAGCCGCGAGGUGGUCAACCAGGCCCAGAGCACUUCCAAGGGAAACAAAUGCACAGGUACGUACAUGUUUUGUUUGUCACAAGUUCAGGAGGCCUAUUCUAUUUCGACCUUGGACUGA
Capronia epimyces CBS 606.96 is the source of this 1791-nucleotide messenger RNA. RefSeq lists its product as uncharacterized. Gene Ontology annotation, biological process: DNA-templated transcription. The coding region runs from base 1 to 1791 and encodes 596 amino acids. Gene Ontology annotation, molecular function: DNA binding; zinc ion binding. The transcript is spliced from 2 exons. Lineage: Eukaryota; Fungi; Ascomycota; Eurotiomycetes; Chaetothyriales; Herpotrichiellaceae. The record is from RefSeq and is a predicted model, not a curated record.